Messenger RNA from Acaulospora colombiana, 216 nucleotides. The record is from the annotation of a GenBank genome assembly. NCBI's taxonomy places the organism in Eukaryota, Fungi, Glomeromycota, Glomeromycetes, Diversisporales, Acaulosporaceae.
AUGAGCGCUUCGGUUGACAACUCCGCAAUCUUCAUGUCAGACACUGCCAAUCAAAUAAAGAAGAAGAUCAAUAAAUAUGCCUACUCCGGUGGUGGUGAUACGAUAGAGUUGCAUAAAUUACACGGAGGAAACCCAGACAUCGAUGUCGCGUUUCAAUAUCUAUUUACGUUUUUAGAAGACGACGAGGAAUUGGAUAGAAUACGUCAGGUUGAAUAG